AUGCGCCUAUGUAAAUGGAUUCUGCUAAUAGAGGAUAUAUUAAAAGAGCUACCUUCAUAUAAAUUAUAUGAAGAUUUUAACAAAGAUAUUGAGCCUAAGGAAAAAAGUGAAUAUGAAAAAUAUUGCAACAAAAUAAGUGAUUAUAAUGUUGAUUUCCCAUGGCUCUCUGAUUUUUGCGUCAAAUUUGCAAAAAAUUUAACUAAUGUUGAUAUCACUAAAGGCGCAAACUCAAAACAUCGUUGUUUACAAUUGAAUUAUUGGAUAUAUGAAGAAAUAUUGAAAAAUCACAAAAAUAAAAGGGAUAACGUUUACGACAUGAAAUUUUUUCGUAAAAUCUAUGAAAUAGGAAAAGAAAUUAAUAAUAAAAAAAGAGAUAAUUAUUAUUGUUGUUCCUAUUUUUAUGGUGUUUUGGAUGAGUGGAAAAAAGAAAAAUAUUUACAUGAUUAUUUUAUAAAUUACGAGGAGAUUAAUAAGAAAAUAAGUUCUUCUAAUUAUAAAUGUAACGAAUAUUAUAACUAUCUUAUUUAUAUAAAUAAAAUAUAUAAAGAGCAUAAAGAUAACUGCUGCACUUUUGGUGAUAUAUAUUGCCAUGGAUAUUUUGAUUGUGAUAAUAAUAAGAAUCCAAGCAACCUGAUAUCUAAAUUAAAAUUCCAUAAUCAGGAAAUACAGGAAGAUGGAUUAGAUUCUAAGAAUAAAGAGGAGUAUGAGAAUCCAACAUUAGAAAAUCACAUGAUAGAUAAUUAUGGGAAAUGUAUUGAAACUUAUGAUGUCAAAGCUAAAAAAUUAGGAUAUAAAUGUGUAUUUCCAGAGGAUCAGAAAUUAGAACAAGAAGGAGCAAAAGUUGAUAAUAAUAAUGGAACUGUAAAUUUAGGAUAUCACAUAUCAGCAGUUGACCUAUCGACGUACAAAAAAUUGUUACAAACAAAAUUUAAUUCUGAUAAGAAUGAAGGUAAUAAUGUUUUUCACAAAAUUUUACCAAAAAACUUAUUAACGAUAUUUGUUGAUAUUAGAACUAAAGUACAAAACUUCUAUUUUCACAUAAAAGCAUUACCUUGUUUAUAUGAGAAAUCGAAAGAAUCAGAAAUAUGCAAAAAAUUAGAGGAGAAACGUGAGCAUGAAUUCCUUGAAGAAAUAAUAAAAUCUAAUGGAUUAUCGUCCAACGUAAUCACAGCAUCUCUUAAAAUGAGAGAAUUACCAGGUGUAAAAUGUGAAACAUCUGUUGGGUAUAACGAUCAAUUAAAUUGUGUAGAAUCAGGGAAUGAUGUAAUGAAAAGCACUUUAUUGCGUGUUCGUGGCGUAACUGUAUUAAUCCUAGGGGCGACUGUUCUACUUUUUUUAUAUUACAAAUUUACACCAUUUGGCUCAUGGUUAAAUAGAAAAGUAUUAAAGAAGAAAAAUCAAAAUUAUAAAUUUCAGGAAGGGUUUGAGUGUGAAUUAAUAAAAAAUUCAUCACAAGGCGAUCGUAUGUAUUCAAAUAAAAAAAGAAUUCCUAUAGCUUACCAUCAAUUGCAUAAUAUGUAA
Messenger RNA from Plasmodium gonderi, 1521 nucleotides. Its product is annotated as variable surface protein. The coding region runs from base 1 to 1521 and encodes 506 amino acids. The transcript is spliced from 3 exons. The record is from RefSeq and is a predicted model, not a curated record. NCBI's taxonomy places the organism in Eukaryota, Apicomplexa, Aconoidasida, Haemosporida, Plasmodiidae.